GCGGCUGCGAGCGGCGGAGUUUGGCCCUCGGCGGCCGCCGUCCCCAGCCGAGGUGCGGAAGCACAGGGCCCUUCCGGCGGCGGCGAUGGCUCCGGACCCCUGGCUCUCGCUGUACGAUGCCGCUUGUCAGAUCGCCCAGGAGACCGCGGAGAGAAUCCAAGAGCGUAACCGGUACCAGAGGAACGGGGAGAGCUCUGCCAAGCUCAACGUGGUGAUCAGGUCCUCGCUGCAGACCCUCAGGGAGAAGAUCGAGCAGCUGAAGGACUUGCUGCUGAGGGCUGUGUCAACACGCCAGAUCACGCAGCUGGAGGGAGACAGGAGGCAGAGUUUGGUGGAUGACCUCCUCACACGCCAGAAGCAGCUGCAGGCAUCCUACCAGAACGAAGGCACAGAACCAGAUGUCACAAGAUCUAGCCUGAUGGCUGGAGGGGUCAAACGAGGUGUCACCAACCCCUGGCUCUUGGAAGAACCCGAGGAAACCCGAGGGCUUGGCUUUGCCGACCUGAGGCAGCAGCAGCGGAGGAUCAUAGAAGAGCAAGAUGCUGGACUCGAUGCUCUUUCUUCCAUCAUAUCCCGGCAGAAACAGAUGGGACAGGAGAUUGGGAAUGAGCUGGAUGAACAGAAUGAGAUCAUCGACGACCUGACCAGCCUGGUGGAGAACACGGACGACAAGCUCCGCAGCCAGACGCGCCACGUCAAGCUGGUGGAGAAGAAGUCAACCUCCUGCGGAAUGCUGGUGGUGAUCGUGCUGCUGCUGAUCGCCAUCGCCGUGGUCGCUCUCUGGCCAACAAGCUAACGUGGAUUUGGAGCACGCUGGAGCUGCUGCUCAGCAGCUGAGUGUAGAGGACCUUGGAAGAGACCAUGUGUGCAGAGACCUGCUUGUCUUUUCAAUAAACUCAACAGCAGUGGAAUGAAGCUGUGUGCCACAGGCAGCUGAUCUUCCUUGGGCACGCAGCUGUGCAGCGCUGCCUGCUUUGGAACCUUUGAACACAGCAAGGACUCUUCUCACCUGCCUUUGGCAUGGGGAGGCUGCAGAUGGCUGUGAAAGAGAUGGACCCCUUGGUGCCUCUGCAUCUCAGCUCCUGCUGCUGUCAAGGAGCUGCCUGACCAGUCCUCCUGAGGCCUUUGAAACACCAAGGUGUGGUUUGGGAGGACAGCAGCAGCUCCCCUGCUCUCUUCAGACUGCAAACACUCACACGUGUCAAGGGAUGGAUGUCAGGGGGGAUGGCUGGAUCUGGAUGCUGGCAAGACAGGAGGUGAGCACACAUGUUGCCCUAAUGGGAGGCACAGGACCCCUGGGAGCUGUACAGAAGCACUGGUGAGUGAGCCAGUCCUGGGCCACUGGGAGAGCUCUUGACCUCCAUGAGUAGACAUGGAGACAUCAACAGGUCUUGAACCAGGUGUGUGAGAUUGGAAAACCUUGUCCAGCGCUGCUCAUGAGUGGCAUGUGCUCUCUGCAUGUUCUCCAUGAGCUCUGCUGUGCUCUCCAGGAGUUCUGCUCUGCUCUGUAUGAGCUCUGCUGUGCUCUUCAGGAGCUCUCCAAGGGCUCUGUUGUGCUCUCCAGGAACUCUCCAUGCGCUCUGUUCUGCUCUCCUCUCCAAGAGCUCUCCAUGAGCUCUGCCGUGCUCUCUGUGAGCUCUCCAGGAGCUCUGCUGUGCUCUGAGCUCUGUUCUGCUCUCUAGGAGCUCUCCAAGAGCUCUGUUCUGCUCCCCUCUCCAAGAGCUCUCCAGGAGCUCUGCCAUGCUCUGUAUGAGCUCUGCUCUGCUCUCCAGGAGCUCUCAAUGAGCUCUUCUGUGCUCUCCACGUGCUCCCCAUGAGCUCUGCCAUGCUCUGCCAGGCUGACCAGGGGAGAUGUGCUGACCUUCAUGUGCUAAUCUGGGUGACUGAGCUCUGCCUCUUCCUGUUAUGACUCUUCAACUGCUGUUAACACCGUGAGGAAGGAUCACCCCUUGACCAACUCAUCAAAGAGAGGACCACCCCUUGACAAACUCAAACUCAUCAAAAAGAGGACCACCCCUUGACAAGCUGAUCAAAAAGAGCUAUCAGAUGUUCUCUUCAACCUUCACUGGCCAAGAAACUGCUCAUUGUGUUACCUGUGCCAGGGUGAUGUCAGAACUGGCAGAGCAAGCAAUAAAUACCCAAUAAAAGCUGAUCCAUUUCUACAGA
Pogoniulus pusillus (Red-fronted tinkerbird) is the source of this 2166-nucleotide messenger RNA. RefSeq names its product syntaxin 8 (gene STX8). Gene Ontology annotation, cellular component: endomembrane system; membrane; SNARE complex. The coding region runs from base 86 to 796 and encodes 236 amino acids. Gene Ontology annotation, biological process: intracellular protein transport; vesicle fusion. The record is from RefSeq and is a predicted model, not a curated record. Gene Ontology annotation, molecular function: SNAP receptor activity; SNARE binding. Lineage: Eukaryota; Metazoa; Chordata; Aves; Piciformes; Lybiidae. The transcript is spliced from 8 exons.